This is a messenger RNA of Cuscuta epithymum, 343 nucleotides long. NCBI's taxonomy places the organism in Eukaryota, Viridiplantae, Streptophyta, Magnoliopsida, Solanales, Convolvulaceae. The record is from the annotation of a GenBank genome assembly.
AAAUAAUGCCUCCAUCGUUUUUCGAUACAAUGGAACAUCUUAUAAUACAUCUUCCGUAUGAGGCUUUGACUGCUGGGCCCGUCUUCUAUCACUGGAUGUACAGAUUUGAAAGAUUUCUAGGAGAGCUGAAAAAGAAAGUGACCAACAAGGCACACGUUGAGGCUUCAAUUUGUCAAGCGUAUCUUCAACAAGAAAUCUCAACGUUCUCGUCUUUUUACUUCGAGCGUGACGUCAUCACCAGAAGGAAGAGACCUGCCCGGAACGAUGACAUUGGCGAGGAUUUAUAUGAAAAUGUAGUUUCCAUCUUCAAUUACCCAGGCAGAGGUAAAGGUGCUGCGACACA